GCGGGUCGUAACGAGACACGGCUCACGGCGUGUCUGCCGUUGCUUAAUUGGUGUCGCUAGUGUUGAUUAAGUGCACUUGUCGUCCCCACAACUCUUCCACACAUAAAGGCAGCACAGCAUGGGCUCGUCAAGCAGCAAGCAGUCGUCUGCAAUGACCGUCAUCCCCGAGAAGCAGGAGUACAGCGAGAAGAGCGCCGCCGCCGCCAAGCCAGCUCCGCCACUCGACGGCGUCGAGGCGUUCGAGUCCGUCGACACGGACAUCCUGUCUAAAUGGGACGCGGAGAACGAGCAAGACCCGCGCUUCAACCUCGCCCGCCUCGUGCUGGCCAACGCCGACCCGCUCGACUCGAUCAAGAACCGCCAGGCGGUGAUCAACGACGAGAAGAUCUUCAACGUCAACCUCAAGGGUGUGAACAAGGACGGCGCGUACCCGGGCCCCGUGGUCAACCAGGCUUCGUCGGGCCGCUGCUGGCUGUUUGCUACCACCAACGUCCUUCGUUACAAUGUUGUCGAGCAGCUCAACCUCGGCGACUUCCAGCUCUCUCAGUCGUACCUUUUCUUCUACGACAAGAUCGAAAAGGCCAACUACUACCUCGAGGCCGCGAUCGAGCUCGCCGAUGAGCCCCUCGAGGGCCGUCUGUGGUCGUUCCUCAACGGCUCGCCGCUGAGCGACGGCGGCCAGUGGGACAUGGCGUACAACCUCGUCGCCAAGUACGGUGUCAUCCCGCACACGCUCUUCCCCGACUCGUUCAACGCGGCUUCGUCGCGUACAUUUGUCGGCAUCCUCACCCACAAGUUGAUCGAGUACGGCCUCGCCCUGCGCGCGGCCGCUCGCCCGACGACUCCCGGUGUCGAGCCCGCGUCCUUCGAGACGCUGCGCAAGCUCAAGACGCAGUAUCUCGCCGAGGUCUACUCGACACUCUCCAUCACGCUCGGCACGCCGCCCAAGGCCAACCAGCCCAUCACGUGGGAGUACUAUGACAAGGAGAAGAAGUUCCACAGCUGGACUGGCACCCCGCGCGAGUUCUACACCCAGUUCGGCAUCCGCAAGGGCCUCGACCCCAAGGACAGCUUCUCGCUCAUCAACGACCCGCGCAACGAGUACGGCAAGCACUACACUGUCAGGCUUCUUGGCAACGUCUGGGGCGGACCUCCCGUCAAGUACGUCAACGCGCCGGUCGAGGUGCUCGAGGACGCCGUCAUUGCGGGCAUUAAGGCCAACACGCCGCUGUUCUUCGGUUGCGACGUUGGCAAGUCGCUCGACCGCAAGAAGGGCAUCAUGGACCUCGAGUUGUACAAGGUCGAGGCGGCAUUCGGGUACAAGCUCGGCCUGAACAAGGCCGAGCGGCUCAUCACCCAGAACAGCUCAGCCACACACGCCAUGGUCAUUACCGCUGUCCACGUUGACGCCAACGGCCGCCCCGUGCGGUACAAGGUUGAGAACUCGUGGAGCAAGACGUCGGGCGAGGACGGGUGGUUCAUGAUGACCGCCGACUGGUUCCGCGAGUACGUCUACCAGAUUGUGGCGCCCGCCUCGCUCGUCGACAAGAAGUGGGUCGACGUCCUCAAGCAGAAGGCCAUUGAGCUUGAGCCUUGGGACCCGAUGGGCGCGCUUGCAUAGAGGAGCUGCUUGAGUUGUAGAGCUAUGCACAUUAGUGUGGAGUAGUG
This is a messenger RNA of Vanrija pseudolonga, 1668 nucleotides long. RefSeq names its product Cysteine proteinase 1, mitochondrial (gene LAP3). Gene Ontology annotation, cellular component: cytoplasm. Gene Ontology annotation, biological process: proteolysis; response to toxic substance; L-homocysteine catabolic process. The transcript has 4 exons. The coding region runs from base 119 to 1621 and encodes 500 amino acids. The record is from RefSeq and is a predicted model, not a curated record. Lineage: Eukaryota; Fungi; Basidiomycota; Tremellomycetes; Trichosporonales; Trichosporonaceae. Gene Ontology annotation, molecular function: cysteine-type aminopeptidase activity.